UCUUGGUCGGUUACCUCCCUUGAUUGCUAGGCAAGCCAACGAUGUUGCUGAAGGUGUUGACUCUGAACUGUUGGGGAGUCCCUGUAGCAGUUGCUUGUAAGCUGAGAAAUGAAAGAAUGAUAGCCAUUGGUGAUGAGUUGUCUAAAGGAGAAUAUGACAUCAUUUUAUUCCAGGAGAUUUGGGACAAAGCAGAUUAUGAAUUGUUGAAAAAGAAGAUGUCUCCAUCACUCAAAUAUUCUCAUUAUUUCUACAGUGGUGCAAUAGGAAGUGGUUUAUGUCUAUUUUCCAAGCUCCCUAUCCUGGAAUCAUUUUAUCAUAAUUUUUCAUUGAAUGGUUAUGCUCAUAAGAUUCAUCAUGGUGAUUGGUUUGGUGGGAAAGGCCUUGGUAUGUGCAGACUGAAGUAUAAUGACAUCAGAAUUAAUCUGUAUUGUACACACCUGCAUGCAGAAUAUGAUUUCCAGGAUGAUGAGUAUGCUGCCCACAGAGUGUCGCAGGCAUUUGACAUGAGUCAAUUCAUCAAGUUAACAUCUACCCAAGAUAACUGUGAUCUAGUCAUAGUAGGUGGAGACUUCAAUGUCAAACCAGAAUCUCUGGGAUGUCAGAUUAUACAAAGUAACGGACAGCUCUUGGACAGCUGGAUAACUAAGAAAUUUACAAAAAGUCCUGGAAAUGGGCACACAUGUGAUCUGCCAUCUAAUCCCUUUACUGGCCAGAAAGCACUAAAAUUUGAUCCCGAUGGAAAGAGAAUAGACUAUAUUUUGUAUAGGUGCAAUAAAGGUACUUCUGUUACACUAGAAGAAUGCAAUGUUACUAUGGGAACCAUACCAGACAGGAAGUAUCCAUAUUCUGAUCAUGAAGGGGUAGCUGCAAUAUUCAAUGUUGAAAAGACUGAAAGCUCUGCUGGUACAGAAACAAUUAGGGCAAGUAGGAUUGAGGGAAACGUAAACAAUUGUCUAACUGCUAUAGAGAAAGGGUUGAAGAAAGCAUCUAGUGACUGUACAUUCUACACUGUCCUUGCCGUCAUGUCGGUCUUUCUGUUAUACAUCAUAUCAGCUGUCGAAGUCCCAUACGGUCUAGGAUUAGUACGAGGUUUUGUUCUUGUUUUACUUACCUUGACUUUUGGGUAUGCUAUAUGGAACCGUCUGAUUCUAAAUAAAAUGGAGGAAAAUGGACUUAUAAAUUCAAAGAAAGAUAUGGAGAAUUAUUUAGUGUUUCUACAGACCGAGAUGAAAACAUCUUGAUACAUUAAAUUCAUUUCGCUUUAGUUUUUCUUUAUUUAUUACUAUAUUUGUUUCGGGGUAUUUAUUUUUUGUAUGCCUUUUAUCCUAAUGUGCAAAUAUAUGUCUUUCAUUUACAACUUUAUAUCUCUUUAUGAUCAGGUAAUUAGGGAACAAGUUGAGGGAAAAUAUGACAAAUGUAAAGGAAAAUUUAUUUUUGAGCAAUGUUUUUUUGUUGAAAAUUGUUUUAUUAUUACAUACAUGUAUUAAGAUAUUUAAUAAUC
Molecule: messenger RNA, 1501 nt
Organism: Mytilus californianus (California mussel)
Lineage: Eukaryota; Metazoa; Mollusca; Bivalvia; Mytilida; Mytilidae
Product: sphingomyelin phosphodiesterase 2-like
Exons: 8
Coding region: 42-1241 (399 amino acids)
Cellular component (GO): cytoplasm
Molecular function (GO): sphingomyelin phosphodiesterase activity
Source: RefSeq, a predicted model, not a curated record